Ochotona princeps (American pika) is the source of this 4593-nucleotide messenger RNA. It is a transcript of the gene TRDMT1, whose product is annotated as tRNA aspartic acid methyltransferase 1. Lineage: Eukaryota; Metazoa; Chordata; Mammalia; Lagomorpha; Ochotonidae. The coding region runs from base 111 to 1286 and encodes 391 amino acids. The transcript is spliced from 12 exons. Gene Ontology annotation, molecular function: methyltransferase activity. The record is from RefSeq and is a predicted model, not a curated record.
ACUGGAACUGAAACGCUGCGGAACCAGAGGCGGAGGGGAACCAAGCGGACGGAAUGAAAGGAGCGCGGGACCGGCAGGCCUAGCGCUGAGGCUGAGGCGGCGACCAGGCGAUGGAGGGUCUGCGGGUCCUGGAGCUGUACAGCGGCAUAGGCGGAAUGCACCACGCGCUGAAAGAAAGCUGUAUUCCUGCGCAAGUUGUGGCUGCAAUUGACGUGAAUACGGUAGCUAAUGAAGUAUACAAGUAUAAUUUUCCUCACACCCAGUUACUAGCUAAGACAAUUGAAGGUAUUACACUAGAAGAAUUUGACAGGUUAUCUUUCGAUAUGAUUUUAAUGAGCCCUCCAUGUCAGCCAUUCACAAGAAUCGGCCUACAGGGUGAUAAGACUGAUCCAAGGACCAGUAGCUUCUUACAUAUUCUAGAUAUUCUUCCCAGAUUACAAAAAUUACCUACAUGUAUUCUUUUGGAGAAUGUUAAAGGUUUUGAAGUAUCUUCUACAAGAGAUUUAUUGAUACGGACAAUAGAAAAUUGUGGCUUUCAAUACCAAGAAUUUUUAUUAUCUCCAACCUCUCUUGGCAUUCCAAAUUCCAGGCUACGAUAUUUUCUUGUUGCAAAACGCCAGUCACAGCCAUUACCUUUUCAGGCACCUGGACAGGUACUGAUGAAAUUCCCCAAAAUGGAAUCUGACCAUCCACAACAAUAUUCAGUAGAUGCAAAACAGAAAGCAGAAGAAAAGGAAAUCCAACCAAGUGUGUGUUCUGGUAGCAACAAGCUACGUCCUGGAAAAGAUACCAUUCUUUUUAAGCUUGAAACUGCAGAAGAAAUUGACAGAAAACGUCAACAGGACAGUGAUCUCUCUGUGCAAAUGCUGAAAGAUUUCCUUGAAGAUGACAUUGACACGAAUCAGUACUUUUUACCACCUAAGUCAUUGCUAAGAUAUGCUCUCUUGUUAGAUAUUGUUAGCCCCACUUGUAGAAGGUCCACUUGUUUUACGAAAGGUUAUGGAAGUUACAUAGAAGGGACAGGAUCUGUGUUACAGACAGCAGAGGAUGUGCAGAUUGAGAAUAUCUACAAAUCCCUUCCUAGUUUAUCACAAGAGGAAAAGAUAACAAUGUUGUCAAUGCUUAAACUGCGGUAUUUCACUCCUAGAGAAAUAGCUAAUCUUCUUGGAUUUCCUCCAGAGUUUGGAUUUCCUGAGAACAUUACUGUGAAGCAGCGUUAUCGUCUCCUUGGAAAUAGUCUCAAUGUCCAUGUAGUAGCUAAACUAAUCAAAGUAUUGUGUGAAUGAUUUUGAAAUAAUUCUGAAACAUAGCCAUGAUAUCCAGUCAGGUAGAGAUAAUGAUUAUAAAAUUCCAUUUUAAAAUAUUUCUUAGGAGAUACAGCUGAAUUUUCUUGAUAAGAAAGUCUUCAACAAGAAAUUUAGAAUUUAUUCAAGAUACAUCAGUUUGUUUCUUUGAAUUUAUAAUAUAUAUUGUAUUUUGUGAAGUGCAAAUUAUUGUUAUGCUUUAUGGAAAGAGUAUUUUCAUAUGAAACUGUUAAGUAUAUGUGUGGCAUACUGUCUUAAGAAUAUUAUGGUAUAAACAGAUAAAGGAACAUUAGAAUUUUAACAUAUACAUUAAUAUUUUAUAAAACUUUAAAGUAGACAUAAUGAAACUGAGAAGAUAUAUAUUUUAUAUGUUAAUUAAGUGAAGUUAUUUUACUUUUUCAUUUUUUAUUUGUUAUACUUUUUUAAUUGCUUCUGAUUCUAAAAUGAUGAUUCUAAUUGUAGCCUGUUUCAAUUAAAAGUAUCACUUAAUUUCAAUCCAUUAUAUGUUCCUUUAUUACAUUUACAUUUUAGUUAUUUUAAUUUAAGCACCUGUUUAAGUAUUUUAAAGCAAGUUUUUAUCAUUUAGCUUACACAGUAAUAUGAUGAAUAUGUUAGAAAAACAGCUGUAAAUGCUUAAUUAUCUCUUCAUCAGGAGACUAUGUAGGUGCAUGUUAUAUAUUUUAUGUUUUCUGAAUGGUGAAGAUUGGCCCCUCUUCACUUGCUUAUGCAAGGGUACUUGCUUGUUGUUUUCCAUUAUCAGAACUUGUUUUGUCUUCCUCUCAGUUUUUAAUUUACCAUUAAAUUCUAAGAGAGUUGUCAUUUAUUGUAGCAGUUACAGGGAGCCAACUAACAUACUCACCUCCUAUAUGGAGUAACUGGAUUUGAGAUUUGGCCCUACUUCUCAUUCCUGCUUCCUACUGAUACUGAUCCUCAGGGCAGCAAGUGAUCGCUUAGGUAGUUGGGUCCCUGCCACCCACUGGCUGAUGUGGAUUCUAGCUCUUGGCUUUGACCGGGACCAUUCCCAGCUGUUUGUAAUAUUUUGGGAGUAAAGAUUUCUCUGUUUCUCAGCAAUAAAGCAAAUGAUUUUGAUUUCAGCAAUAAAGCAAAUGACAAAGAAUUGAAAAGAAACAAGACUAAAAUUGUAUUACAAAAAUGUAAUUCAUAUUUUUAUCCUUGAAAAACUAAUUUCUAUUUGAGAAAUUAUAACAUUUGUGCAUUACUGGGGGUAUAAAGUGGAAAUAACUCAAAUGUUCAUCCCAACAAUGGAUAAAUUGAAAAAGAUGAUGUGGUAUGUACAAUGGAAUAGUAUUCAACUUUAAGAAGGAAUGAAACUCUGACACACACUAUGGAUGAACCUUGGGAUGUUAUAAGUGAACAAGCAACAUGUGAAAGGAUAAAACUGUAUGAUUCCACUUAAAAUAGGUACCUAGGAGAGUAAAGUUCAUGGAGACCACAAGGAGGAUGAUGGUUGCCAGUGGCAGGGGUAUGGGAGACAGGGAGUGGAUCUUUGCUUCUGUCCUCAAAGAUGAGAAAGGUGUGGAGAUGCAUAGUGAUGAUAGUUACACUACAGUGUGAAUACCUAAUGUCCCAAACCAUACAAUUAGAAAUAAUGAAGAUGUUACAUUUUAUGUUAUGUAUAUUUUUCAGCUUAAGAAAUCCCAUUCCACUACCUUUUUUUUUUUUUCCACAGCUCACAAAUAAAUACGGAUAAAAGGAAGUUGUAGACCAAUACAAACCUUAUUAGACAAGUCCCAAAGGUUAGUAUAGAAUCUCAAAGCAUUUGGCAUACUUUCAUGUAAGUUCUCUUCACAGCUGAAGAUUCUUAGUAAAAUAGUUUACAGUAUUACUGUAAUUUUACCAACUAUAAUAAUUCUACAAUUUUAGUGGCCUGUGCUCCAUUGAGAAACAUUAUAUAAAAUAAAUUUAAUUAUAGUACCUCAACUAUAAACACAUGAAAAAUAUUUGGAGACAUUUACUUACCAACUGAAAGACAAAAGAUGGCUUUGUGGAAUGUUUUAAUUAUUGAAGUCUAUAUUCACAGGCAGCUGGUGAUUCUUAACCUUAAUUCAUACUUAAAAAUGUAUAGUAACAAGCAAAAAAAAACCCUUAAUGAAGAUAUAUUUAUUAAUGCCAUUUAAUUAGCAUAUGUAUGCAUAACUUGGGAAAUGGUCGUUUAUUGAAUUAAAGUUUGUAGGAAUGUUCAUAAAAUAUACAUUGAAAAUUCUGCUUUCUGAUUUUAGGACUUAAAAAUUUAUUCACUAGGUUGAAAAAUAUGGCCUCUGGCUUUCUCAAGAACUAUAUGAAGUUAAAUCAUUGCUAUUCCCAGCAGCAAACAGAUUUUUCAUUUUCUUCUUUGGAACACCCCUACUCUUUUAAGUGGUAUAUUAGCACUGAUCUGUGUUAGAAGUCAAGCAGCAGAGACUCAAAUCAGCACUUCAGGUAUGGGAUGCCAACGUCUCAAUGACUUUGCCUGUUGGUGCCACAAGGCUGUUCCCAAGUCUUUUGAAUUGCCUUGUUAGGCUGCAUGGCAACCGCAUAGGAUAUCAAGACAGAUGGUACUAGUGGUGUGCCAGGCAGUUUGGCAAGGCAAGUGUCCAUAGGGUUCCUUCACAGAAAUCACUGUCAGGAUUUUGCUCCAAACUCAACCUAGGUCAAAUUUGAUGUGAUUGAGUAGAAAAUUUCUGACAAGACAAAAAUGUAGCAAAGGACAAAUGAAACUGGCUCAGUUCUGUCUAUAGCAGUACAGAAUAAAGAAGCAACCACUUUUCAUUCAACAUGAAGUGCUUUAUAAGGAUACUUACUACAGGUCAGUUUUAUAGGCACCCAAAUUAAAGUUACUGUUGGCUCGUGUGCUGUAAUAACUUUACAAUAUGGAGAUUCACAAUAAGCCAAAAUAACAUAUUGAGGGCCUAAUUUUAGGCAUAGAUGAGGAAAAUGAUUAAACCAUAUUCCUGAUUCACUUUCGUUAUUAAACUGAAAUUAAACUUAUAGUUUGAUCUUCAGUCUGGAAAUAUUUCAGGCUACCAGUAUUACAUUGAGUGAAUAAGAGGAUUGGACUUUGAAAUUGAGAGAGGAACAUAUGACUUCAGCAAUUUCCUCACCGUCUGUGAUCGACCUCAGAUUAUAUAAUUUUCUGAGACAUGGACUUUGUACCUCUCUGUACUAGUACUCUCUCAGCUUUCACUGUCCAGUGUACUGCGUUCAACUCUCCUGUCAACAGACAUUAUUUCUGGGCCUCUACAUUGUUUGUCCAUUAAACACAUGUGACUGGUCAUCAUAUUUCAUUGGA